This is a messenger RNA of Penicillium vulpinum, 570 nucleotides long. RefSeq lists its product as uncharacterized. Gene Ontology annotation, cellular component: fungal-type vacuole membrane. The transcript has 4 exons. NCBI's taxonomy places the organism in Eukaryota, Fungi, Ascomycota, Eurotiomycetes, Eurotiales, Aspergillaceae. The record is from RefSeq and is a predicted model, not a curated record. The coding region runs from base 1 to 570 and encodes 189 amino acids.
AUGGAGAGAAGACGCUCUUCCUGCAGCAACUCACUACCAGGCAGUGAAGCGCAGAUACGCCUGUGCCCUGAGAAAUCCGAGGAAUCAUCUACCGAUGAACUAAGCAAGAAGUUGCCACCCGUCGAUGGAGGCUUUCAAGCAUGGAUGUUUCUGGCAGCCUGUGUAAUGCUUGAGGCUCUGAUAUGGGGCUUUGCUUUUGCAUUCGGAGUCUUCCAGAAAUACUACCAUGCCCACGAAGCCUUCCAGGACUCUAAUAUGGUAGCUGUUAUUGGAACAUGUGCCACGGGAAUAUCCUAUUUGAGUUGUCCACUAGUCAUUGUUUCUAUGAUCCUCCUCCCUCAAUGGGGCCGUUGGUUCUCAUCUUUCGGACUGAUCAUCAUGUGUCUUUCACUGGCAUUGGGCUCGUUUUCUUCCAAUAUCACUCACCUUGUUCUCUCCCAAGGAGUUGGCUUCGGAAUCGGCGGCUGUAUAGCAUACAGUCCAUCCAUUCUGUAUAUGGACGAGUGGUUCGUCAACAGACGAGGACUCGCAGAAGUUAUUGACUCGAUUCGGAUUCGAAACAACGCUUAG